Molecule: messenger RNA, 2032 nt
Organism: Dichomitus squalens LYAD-421 SS1
Lineage: Eukaryota; Fungi; Basidiomycota; Agaricomycetes; Polyporales; Polyporaceae
Exons: 13
Coding region: 136-1833 (565 amino acids)
Source: RefSeq, a predicted model, not a curated record
CUUUCCCCAGGGCCAACCCGACUAGUCCCGCAGCGCAGUCGGCUUCUGUUGAAUUCAAAGGACCUCAUAUACCCACGUAUCCUACUCUUCGCAAACCCCUCCUAACUACCACCUCUCUACUCCGACAAGCGCACAAUGUCCAGUGUCGGCGAUGCAUCGACUGUCGUGGACGGCCACGCGACCAGCGCGAGCUACCGCACACAGAGCAAUGGGAAGCCACGCUUCCACCACGAGGAUCCACCACUGAAGAAGUCGCAGCGCCAGCAGUCGGCGGCAAAUUUCGUUACCGCGGUGGACUACAUGGAGGAGGAUCGCCCGUUCUUUGUCAAGAUCGGCAAGGACGGGCUCAUCGGGGCACUGCAGAAGCUCGAUGGGCAGCUGAGGAAUGCGGGGCGUCCGCAUAUUCUGUCUACGAAGAAACCGACGGACUGGAUUGGCAAGGAAGUCACCCCGGGACAGAUCGGUCUCAUAAAUCACGGUGGUCUGCCCAAAAUCCUCACCCACGCGGGGCGGUACCCUGGCAUGCCGCUUCGCAACUGGUGGGCGCGCUCGUGGGCGGGAACCUGCGGCUUGUCAGAUACGGUGAUUGAGUUCAAGGGUCUGACCGUGGUCCAGGUCUCUCAGAACCAAGCUGCGGUCGUGUCGGACCCGCAGAACCACGUGUUCGUGAUAAAGAAUUCGGGCUUUGUGGCGUAUGCGAUCGAGGGGACGUACAACGUGCUGUCCAUUGUGGACCAGACGCACCUGCCGACUAUGAUCAAGGACAGGAUCACUGGCGUCGUUCUCGGAUGGAGCCACGAAGUGACAAUGAAGAGCAGGACGGGGGCUGGGUCUAAUCAGGACUACGUCGUGGCGCUCUUCCUGAACAUUCCGGCAAACAACUGUGCAAUCUUGCAGAAGGGAGAUGACCUCGAACUUCUACCGGCCGGACAGCACUACAUCACAACGCCGAAUGUGACGCUCCGCGGGCUGUUCACUCUCGGCGAGAAUCAGCUAGAGAUGCCGACCAAGGAUAUCUUCACCCGGGACCAGGUCCCCGUCAGCUUGACAAUUUAUCUGAAAUGGCAAUUGACAGAGCCACUCAAGCUGACGACGCACGGUUACAACACGCCCUACGACGCGCUCCGGGACAAGACGCAGUCUAUCCUCACGCAGAUCGUUGCCCACUUGGACUAUAGUUCGAUGGUCAAGCAGCGCUCGAUCGGUCCGGAUAACAUGGACGACGGCACCGAUGCUUCUUCCGCGUUCCUCGAUGCGCUCCGGACCCGCGCCAUGGAUGACUUGCACGCCGCAGCGCUGGAGUACGGUAUCAUCAUGAAGGAUCUCGCGGUUAUUGAUAGGCAGUUCAAGGGCGACAUCGCGCAGACCAUGGACAAGCUCACCACUCGUGCACUCCAGGCACAAGUGGAGGCUGCUAAUGUCGAUCGGGAGAACAGCAACAAGAUCAAGCAGGAGGAAGGCACCCUCGCCGUCGCGCGCGUUAAGGCCCAAGUCCAGAACACCAAGGCUGACGCGGAGGCGUACAGCGUCGUCAAAGCCGCGGAGGCCCAGGCGCAGAAGACGCAGAUCGACGCCGAGGCCCAGGCGAAGGCGACGCGCCUGGCUGCCGAGGCGGAGGCAGAGGCGAUCCGCCUGCGCGCCGUCGCCGACGCCGCCGUCAUCGACCACUUCGCACGCGAGAUGGAGCUCCGGAGGACGGAGGUCAGGCGCGUGUCCGCGUUUGGGGACAAGGCGGUGUUCGUGCCUACGGAGGGCCUCGGGUCGAUGCUGGGUAGCUCGAUGGCGCUGGGUCUCGCGGCUGGGCUGGGGGCCGAUGGAAGGAAGGCGGGAUGAGGGGACGGGUGUAUGAAGUAUGUUUGUGAUGGACGUCAGGUUUGAUUACAUUUGGAUUGGUGAGUUACUGUGCUAUUAUGUUAUGCGCUCGGCCAUGGGCUCGCCCCGAUCACUCUCGUUUAUUGUAUUUCAUGCGAAUACGGACGCUUUCCCACUAACACCUCACUGUACCUGGGAAUGCUGACAAUCUGACCUCCCC